UUGCGAUCGCAUUCGCUGUUCCUCUACAACUUCGCCAACUGCGGAAUCUCGUUACGUUUUCGAUUGGCGGGAGUUUUUCUCCUCCUGCUCCGUAGCUAUUUGAUGAAAUGCCGAAGAGGGCGGAAGAUGAUAGAUGCUCACCCUUUUAUCUCUACGUGGAAAGGGAAUCGCGGCUGUGCCCAGUGCAAUUUUGCAGGGACACGAGACAUUCCCGCCUCACCUGGUUCGCGGACCCCUGGUCCGUUUCCUUAAUUAUUGUCGUUGGCGUCUGAUUGUCUCCGUCCCGGCACACGGAUCGGCACCAUCCAACCGUCCACGGGGUUCAUGGGUCGCACGGGACAACGGGCCCGAUCAUGCAUGACGGGAGAUCGACAUAUCGUCCUCGAUUGAUUCGGGCACUCUUCCCCCUCUCUCUCCUCGCGACGGUCUCGCCCGGUCUCUUCCGUCGCGUCUCUCUGCCAAAAAUCCCCACCGGAGAAAAACAGGACAAGGACUGAUGGCCGUCGAUUGGAGCCAACUGCCGUCCGAUCUCCUCGAAUCGGUCUCCAGGAAGCUCCCCUUGUACGCCGACUACGUCCGAUUCCGCGCCGUCUGCCGCGCGUGGCGGUCCUCCACCCCGAAGGCCCCCAGCCACCUCCCUCCUCAGCUCCCGUGGCUCCUCCUCCCCCUGUUCAAGCCUCAAAGUCGCGGCCGCUCCUGCUCCGGCUACUUCUACAGCCUCCCCGACAACAAGGUCCACGUGCUCAGGAUCACCGAGACGUGCCUCCGCAAGCGUCGCUGCGGCUCCUCCCACGGCUGGCUCGCGAUCCUCGACGAGUCGCCGAGCGUCGUCCUCGUGAACCCCCUGACCGGAGCCAAAGUGGACCUGCCUCCGCUGCACACGUUCCCCGACGUCGUCGGCUUCAACUUCGCCGACGUGGGCCGCGAGUACUUGCUCCGCGACGGCAAUCAUCGGCUCUCGACGCGCAAUCUGAAGCAGAUGCGCGACAUUUUCGUCAAAAAGGUGGUCCUGUCUUCAAGUCCGGCGAAGGACAGUCGAUUCGUCGCCGUGGCGAUGCUCCAUCACCGUAGCCGCUUGGCUUACUGUAGAAACGGCGAUGAAGGUUGGAGGUUUAUAGAAGAAGCGAAUUUUUACAGCGAUGAUGUCAUUUAUAGGGACGGAUUGUUCUAUGCUGUGAGUAGCUAUGGUCGAAUUGCGGUUUGUGACGUCAAUGGCGAUUCCCCUAGGGUUUCGUACAUCGACAAGCCGAGGGUUGUCUGUGGGGACAUACAGUAUCUGGUGAGUGUAGGAGACGAUCUCAUGUUAGUCACGCGGCAUUUGGACUCCAAUUUCUGGCCUGAGCUCCAUCAAACGGUGUUUAGGACUAAGCUAUUUGAUGUCUUUAAGCUGGGGGAUGAAUUUAGGUGGGAGUGGGUGGCAGACCUGGGCGAUUACAUGAUCUUUAUCGGGCAAAACUCUUCCUUCGCGUUACGGGCAUCGGAUUUUCCUGGAUGCAUGGGGAAUUGCAUAUAUUACACCGAUGAUCACUCGGAUUCUAACUGUGAUGGAUUCUUGGAAGAGCAGGAUAUGGGAAUCUUUAGGUUAGAGGACGAAAGCUUCGAGAAAUUGCCUUGCUAUUCUCCCAAUUUCGCCUCGCCGUCGACUCCGCCCAUUUGGUUCUCACCAAAUCCUUGCUAGACUCCGUGAUUAUUAUGCAAGUGUCGCAGCAUGGAGUGUUUCCUCUUAAAUUGUCUCUGAUAUGGACAAUGGACAUCUCUUCAGCUUCUGCAAAUUUGCGGCUUGUACAUUAUGCUCCGUUAGCACAACUGCAUCUUGACUUGUGUACAAAAUGAGCUAAAUGAAAAAAAGGAAUUGUAAAUAAUUGCGAUGAACCGCGCCUGAUUACCUGCUGUCUUGUUCAGGGAUGUUUUGUUUGUACCUGUAAGACUUGAGAUGGGAGCAUCUCUCUCUUGUAAAAGUGACAGUGGAAUUUGUGAAACCUCACUCUCUGAUGGAAGUAAUAAACCGUGUUGUUUCCAUUGGCAA
Molecule: messenger RNA, 2026 nt
Organism: Syzygium oleosum
Lineage: Eukaryota; Viridiplantae; Streptophyta; Magnoliopsida; Myrtales; Myrtaceae
Product: F-box protein SKIP23-like
Exons: 2
Coding region: 497-1678 (393 amino acids)
Molecular function (GO): protein binding
Source: RefSeq, a predicted model, not a curated record